UUAAAGAUUUGUCUUUCCCAGGCAUAUCAAUUAAAUUUUAUCAUUAUUUGUAAAGCAGCAGAACUGAAAACCUUUAAGGACUCAGAAAUUGAUUCUGGCGACGGGUCCGGUCGUGUCGUGGGUGGUUCAGAUGCGCCAGACGGUGCUGCUCCGUACCAAAUAUCUCUGCAGCUAACAAAGUACAACAACUUUCAUACCUGUGGAGGUGCCAUAAUUGCUGAUAGAUGGGUCCUCACUGCUGCGCAUUGUCUCAAAAAUAUAUCUCCAAGUGAUAUGGUCAUUUUGGCGGGAACCAACUCAAUCACUAAGGGAGGCACUAGAUACAAAAUUGACAGAAUCUUAAUACAUCCAAAAUACACCUUGGAACCCAUUAAGAAUGAUAUUGCUUUGUUGAGAACUGCUGAGAAGAUUACAUUCACAAACAAAGUUAAAGCCAUUGAAGUAGCAACCGAGGAUCCUAAACCAGGACAAAAGUGUAAAUUAGCUGGAUGGGGAUUCACUACCCAAAACAAGAGGAACAGUCCUGACAAAUUACAAAUGUUGGACGUGAAAGUUUUAACGGAGAAAGAAUGAAAAACUGAUUAUUUGCGACGCUUUGAUAAGACUAACCCUAUUACUUCUAACCACAUCUGUACUUAUAACAUGGUCAAAGAAGGUGCUUGUCAAGGUGAUUCUGGUGCAUCAUUAGUGUGCAACAAUAACACAACUUGUGGUGUUUUCUCCUGGAACAUUCCGUGUGCAAGAGGCCAACCUGAUGUCUAUGCGAGAACCAGCAAAUAUGCCACUUGGGUUAUGGAAACCAUGGAAGCUAAUAAGCCUUAACUAUCCCUAUGGCGAUGGCAGAACUACAGAAUACAGAAUACUUGCAUUUCUUUAAUUAAUAAAGAUAACAAAGGCCAAAUUGUUAUUUUUUAUUUAAUUGAUUUCUUACGUUACAUAGGCUAGUGGUUUUCGUUUGGAUAUAGCGAAAACCUUCGAUCGGGUGUGGCAUAGUUUAAUCAUAAUUACCUUCUAUGUAUGUAUAUGUGAGAGAAGAAAUAAA
Pieris brassicae (large cabbage white) is the source of this 1042-nucleotide messenger RNA. RefSeq names its product chymotrypsin-1-like. The record is from RefSeq and is a predicted model, not a curated record. Gene Ontology annotation, molecular function: serine-type endopeptidase activity. The annotation marks the transcript as partial. The transcript is spliced from 4 exons. Gene Ontology annotation, biological process: proteolysis. NCBI's taxonomy places the organism in Eukaryota, Metazoa, Arthropoda, Insecta, Lepidoptera, Pieridae.